AUGCCGACCCAUUCUCGGAAAUCGUCUGGAGGAGCCUUACAACAACAAUACCAGCAGCAGAACCAGCACCCGCCGCCGCAGCGUCAACCACAACCACAACAACACGACCCCUCCCGGCGCAACACGCUGACCGCGCACACGUCGCCCACCCCCAAGCCCACACGCCAGCGCACAAACACAAACCCCGAGCCCCCGAGCCUGCUACGUCUGCCCUCGACCACCUCGACCUCGUCCGCUGCCGCACGUCGGCCCCCGGCCUCCCAUAGUGCCCAUGGCAUAGACAAUUCGCGCGGCCCUCCCGUCACCCUAGUUACGCGCAGUCGGAGCUCGCAGAAUCCCGCCGAUCUCACCUAUGCGCACCAGCAGUUCUCUCCCACCGCACUGGCAUCGCACACUGGCCCGACCCCAUUGAGCAAGCGACGCGGGGAGGAAGAAACAGGCAACUGGAACGGUCCCCCGCAAAAACAACACCACCAGCAACCACAACAAACAAGCACCACGGCGUCCCCAAGCUUCCUGCGCCCGCCCGCCCCCAGACGCAAUUCCACCGCCAGCUCCCGGCCUCCGCCCCGACGAAUGGCCAGCUCCACCGAGUCGUCCGAAUACGAUUCUGGACCCCGCAGCCGGAUGGAGGACUACCAUGCGGCGCACAGCGGACGGGGAGCACCUGCGCCCGUGACUCCAGGCACAGAUGGCGAGAAGGAGGACCUGUUCCUAAAUAUUGCCGCGGAUAGUGCGCCCAAGCAGCAACAGCAGCAGCGCCCAGCAGAGACCACGGCGCGGAUUGACCGGUUGAAGUCUCGAGUCGCCCGAAUAAAUGAACGACAGUCGUACCCAUCAGCUCUACAGACACCUUCGCCGUCGCAGUCAAGCUCUGCCACGGCAACCUCUAGUCGUAUACCCUCUGUCGUAGACGCCAGGCCAGGCGGUCUCCGUCGGGGUUCGCUCCUGCCCACCCCGUCCCGCUAUGAGCGGUCCCAAAAUUCGCCAGCACCUGAAUCAGCACACCGGACGCCUCAACUAUCGCACAAGGCAUCUUUGAGUUCUGUACGGAGGGAUUCGGAUCUCUCACCACGCGACUUCCUGGCCCAGUUCUCCUCAACAAGGCGCGCAUCUCAGCCAGACGUCACACCCCCAAGUCGCACACCCCUCCAGCCAUAUAGGCCAUCGAAUCUCUCCCAUGAACCACGCACACCCCACAUAGAGACAUCAUUUGAAGCUGCUUCGCGCGCCGACGGUACCGAAUCGCAUGGCUCCACGGGACCUGCAGCGUCUGUAUGGGACGAGCUGGAUGAACUCAAGUCCCGGAUACGCAAGAUUGAAAUGGGAGGCAAGAUACCUUCAACGUCGGGCGCAAUCGUAUCUCAAGCAUCGGCAGAUCGCCCACGGACAGCGAAUACUUCAGCUACAACUGUAUCUUCAUCGCCAAACCAACAGCGAAAGGCGAACCUGUCUCCGUCUGACUCUACAGUUGGUGCUCUUACCCCUAACGGCAAUAAUAACAACAGUAACAACAAAACCCAUCCGCUGUUGAGGGAGGCGCUAGCCAAAGCCCGACAACACAUAUCACCAGCAGUGUAUCGCACGUUGGAAGCAACAGCACAGGAGGCAUUAGCACUCGCUGAAAUGAGCGGCAGUGCUGGCCCGCAGGGCACACUUCAUUCGGCAAGCACCAUCGCUAAUGGUGCAGUCGUGUCUGACCGCCAAGUUCGGCGCAAAGCUGACAACCUUUGCCGGAGUUUGACCGAGCUGUGUAUAGCUCUGUGUGACACCAAGACAGGCUUCGCCAGCCCUGCUUUUCGGUCAAGUACAGCCACACUUUCUCGUCGGCCAAGCGUCCAGUUCAACGGCGAGUCACCAACCAUACGAGAAAGUAUCGAACCCGAGAGCAACACAUUGUCUGGUGUUAGUCCCAGUAGAGCAAUGUCUCGCAUAGAGGCUCGAAGGAGCAGUAUGCUUGCCGUUGGAACUGGGGGUAAUCAACGAGAAAGCAGUCAAGAGCCCUACGACGACAGGCACCUCGCGUCACGACUCCAGCGAGCAGGCACAAGUCUUCAUCGUGCACGCAAGAGUGCCGAGGAAGAUGACGAUGACACAAUUCUAUUCCGCGCACCAUCUCGUGCAAUGACGUCGAUUGACUUCCGGUCGCGGCAGCAACAAAAUGAGAGCAACCGGUACAGCACCGGUCGGCAGAUUGGUUCUCGCGAGCCAAUGUCUGAUUUGCAGCCAUCGCCUGCUAUUCAGACGACAUCGCACCUUCGUCGGCCCAGUGUUUCGAGCAGUACACCGUCGCAUGAGCACAGUCUCUUGUUCCGUGACCAGAAUCGUUUCGGCCACAAUCUAGGCCGAGAAGGAUCUCCAGCCCAUUUCGAGAAGCCCUUGUCCGCCGGUCUACGAGCUAGAACGCAAUUGAGCGUCGCCCGAAACCCGAGCAAUCGACACUCAGUGGGUGGCAUAACGGAUCUCGGUCGCAAUGUCAGCCUUGGUAGAAGGCUGAGAGGAUCCAGCACUGGAGAGUAA
Bipolaris sorokiniana ND90Pr is the source of this 2520-nucleotide messenger RNA. RefSeq lists its product as uncharacterized. NCBI's taxonomy places the organism in Eukaryota, Fungi, Ascomycota, Dothideomycetes, Pleosporales, Pleosporaceae. The coding region runs from base 1 to 2520 and encodes 839 amino acids. The record is from RefSeq and is a predicted model, not a curated record. The transcript has 2 exons.